UAUUAUGGGGGGAAGAUAACUGACAGUUGUAACAUAAAAAAAAAUCAAAUGAUUAUUUGGGAGACGCUAUUUAUCAGUCUUUAGUACCGCCCAAUAGCUGUGACGUCAUCCCAAAGGCAACGGACAUGGCGGCGCUCAUCAGCGGCGUGAGUCGGGAGCUCAUGAUCAUUACUGAACGGAGGUCAUGGCGAUUGGGAGGCUUUAAAAGCGUCUUUGUAAACACGAGAAGAUUUAUCCGAGGUCUCAGGAGGAGACCCGUAGCAGUUCUUUAUCCCGGUGAUGAGCGCGAGACUCUCAUUAAACCACGUGAGCAAAGCAAGCAGCGCGAGCAUGACCCUAAGACACAGAAGAAGCAUUCCAACAAGACCGAUGGAUGGAGACUUAAAGAUAAACCCACUGGGCCAGGGAUGGGGAAGUCUAGUGGAAAUCUGCCCAGGGUGGCAGUUGAGAGUUGUAGUGUGAGGGGGCAGCUGGGCGGCCUGCGGUUCGACAGAGCUCUUCCUGGAGACCAGAGACUUGCAAAGAUGGUGAGCAUCGCCCGCUCCAGGGCGUUUCGUGAGCAGGAGGGUAAAGUGCUGCUGGAGGGGAAGCGUCUGAUCUGCGACGCCGUGGCUGCUGGAGCGUCUCCUCAGACGCUGUUCUUCAGCAGAGUGGAGCGCCUCCGAGAGCUUCCUCUGGACAAAUUGGGUCAGGCGUCUCUGGUCAAAGUCAAAUUUGAGGACCUCAGAGUCUGGUCCGAUCUGGUUGCUCCACAGGGGGUUAUCGCCAUAUUCACAAAGCCAGACGAAUCUCGGCUCACGUUCCCCAAACAUCUUCGUCUCCAGUCCGUCCCGCUGUUCCUGAUCUGCGAUAAUGUGCGAGACCCGGGAAGCCUGGGCACCAUCCUGCGCUGUGCCGCGGCAGCCGGCUGCGAUCGUGUCCUCCUCACUCAAGGCUGUGUGGAUCCUUGGGAGCCAAAGGUUCUGCGUGCCGCAAUGGGAGCCCAUUUCCGUCUGCCCAUAUUCUCUGGUUUGGACUGGGACACCGUUUCAGGGCACUUACCGAAGACAGUGACCGUCCACGUCGCCGAUGAAGGAAGCGGGAAUGUGAGGAGGCGUGACGCAGAGGUUCAGCAGCUUGGAGAGACUUGCAGUAAUUCCGUGUUGGAGGAGUACACGGAGUCAGACUCUGAUGAAUCUGAUGAUGAACUGGCUCCUCCAUGCCUGGAGCAGAAGGUGUAUCAUGAGCACUGGGCACAGAGAAACACCGCUCUAGUGAUUAGUGGUGAGACACGCGGACCGAGCUCGGAGGCUCUCCAGCUGGCCGAGGAAACGGACGGUUCUAAACUGGUCGUUCCUCUGGCUAAAGGAGUCGAGCGUCUGAAUUCAGCCAUGACGGCUAGCAUCCUGUUAUUUGAAGGGCGAAGGCAGCUGAUGAAAUUUGCGCAGAAAGCAAGAAGAGGAAAAUCCUUCACCCACUGAUUAGUACUUCUCUCAUACAGCUCUAAUGUUAAAGGCUCUCUCUGACAUUCCUGUGAUUUAUUUUUCAUUCUUUCUUCUUUACUAACAGCACUUUAUCCUGGACAGAAUCUCAGAGUCCUGAGAGCGAGCCGUGGACACACUCUGGAAUACCUGCUAGUCCAUACAGGGCACCAUGUACACACACACUCCCUCUUACAUGCACCCCUCUCUCUCUCACACACACACUCCCUCUUACAUGCACCCCUCUCUCUCUCACACACACACUCCCUCUUACAUGCACCCCUCUCUCUCUCACACACACACUCCCUCUUACAUGCACCCCUCUCUCUCUCACACACACACUCCCUCUUACAUGCACCCCUCUCUCUCUCACACACACACUCCCUCUUACAUGCACCCCUCUCUCUCACACACACUCACUAUCUCGCUCACACACAAAGUCUCUCCUCUUUCUCUCUCCCUCACACACACACACACACACACUCUCUCUCACCCUCUCUCACUCUCUCUCACCCUCUCUCACCCUCUCUCUCCCACCCUCUCUCACCUACCAGCCUGGAAACCCGAACACACACUGAAGCCCUGUAAGAAUCCAACAUGGCCAUGGAGUGAACAUGCAAAACUCCACACAAACAGUGUUGGGUUUUAAUUCUCAGUUUCAGUGAGAGUAAUUCAUGGCUCAGUUAUUACAUCUUUGGGCUACUGAUGGGGAGGUUGUUAUAAUCUCAGCACCAGCAAGCUGUUGGGUCCUUGAGCAAAAUCGUUCAACUGCUCAUUUGGAUUCUGUCUCGGUUACAAGCCACUUUUGGCAUCUGGUGAAUUGAGCACAUGUAAACUCUCCCUCACUUUCAGUAAGCGCUUUAUCCUGGUUUAUCCCCAGCGGAGCCAGAGACUAUCCCAUAAACCCUGGGCAUGAGGCAUGGAGGGGACACUACAUAUAUACACACACACACACACGCACACCAUUUAGCAUCGCCAAUCCACCACCAGGCAUGAGCAGUGGGAGUAUUGUGCCAGCAUGCAAUCUGUACACUUUCUACACUGUGUAACAAUAGCGUGAUUCACAUGUUGAACAUUUUAACAUGAACUCACUGAUGCCAAAUGUCAGAAUGAACCUUAAAAUUCCUGCUCUCUGUGUCCAGGAAAGUAAUUUUAUGAUCAUUAUAACUGUAUUACAUCACUGUGGUGGGAAAAAAAUGUAUAAGAAAUGUGGGAGAAAUUCUGUUCCCGAUGUUGAGGAUUGCGUUUAAGAGGAGACGAGACGAGACACAGGACCGAGACGGUCAGUUUUAAUGGCCAGGGCUCAGCAGAAACACAAUGAAGGAAAGACAGAAGCUGUACACUAAUAAAUGCCUACAUUUUAGUACGGAAAAGUUGUUAAAUGCUAUUCUGUGCCUUCAGAAUUGGACUGGUUUCUUGUUUUUUUUGGACCUUCAGAGAAAAUGUGACAAAAGGAAAAUUUUUCGUUAUAGCCAUCUUAUGCAGUCGGCUUUUCUCCU
Molecule: messenger RNA, 2959 nt
Organism: Hemibagrus wyckioides
Lineage: Eukaryota; Metazoa; Chordata; Actinopteri; Siluriformes; Bagridae
Gene: mrm3a
Product: mitochondrial rRNA methyltransferase 3a
Exons: 4
Coding region: 126-1460 (444 amino acids)
Biological process (GO): RNA processing
Molecular function (GO): RNA binding; RNA methyltransferase activity
Source: RefSeq, a predicted model, not a curated record